AUGGCUGAUGAAUUUGAUCUCGAAGCACUCGUAGACUUGGAACAGACGUUGGCCUCAUUGUUUUCGUUCUACGACGCCGGGUACACCGACGGCUUUGCGCACGGGCGCAUCCACGGCCUAAUCGAAGGUCGAGCCCUCGGGCGCGAAAAAGGCUUCGAGAUCUGGGAAGAGAUCGGAUUUUACGAAGGGUUCGCUAAUACCUGGAAAGCGAUAUACGCAAAGCAUGGACACGACGACCAACGCGCGGUGCACCAUAUCAAGCAUCUGCUUGAUCUCGUAUCACAAUUUCCGAAGACGAAUCCUUCUCCUGCUGCAAUAGCGUCUGGCGAUAUGGAAGAGGUCGAUGUUUCGAAGCUCCAGCGCCAGAUUCGAUCGCGGUACAAGGCGUUGUGCGCAUCACUUGGUGUGAAACCUACGUUGAGAGCGGUCGAUGCAGAUGCUACUGAGGACGGUGGUGUUCAAAGUGCGGAUCAGCAGAAACCAGUGUGGAAAUUAGAAGAGGAUGCGAAAAGACCGACGACGGUGCAAGGACUUAGUUUUUGA
Messenger RNA from Suillus bovinus, 543 nucleotides. RefSeq lists its product as uncharacterized. The transcript has 3 exons. Lineage: Eukaryota; Fungi; Basidiomycota; Agaricomycetes; Boletales; Suillaceae. Bases 1 to 543 code for a protein of 180 amino acids. The record is from RefSeq and is a predicted model, not a curated record.